GAGAGUGAGGGACAGAAAGCUAAAAGGAGCGCGGAUGGAGAAUGCUGGGAAACCCUCAGCCAACGCUGGGGCCUGUUUUCCUAAGCAAGAUCCCGAGCGUGUUGGCGGUCACAUGAUCUCGAGAGAUGACCUGGAAUAUCCACGGGAAUACCGGACGCUGGGGAAUAAUGCUCGGCGCUUCUCCAAUGUUGGUCUGGUACAUACAUCUGAGCACCGCCACACUGUCAGUGCUGCGCAGAGCCUGGAGGCCCUGACCAACCUGCACAAAGCUGACAUGGAACGCAAGAGGGACGCCUUCAUGGAUCACCUGAAGAGCAAGUACCAGCAGCAGCAGCAGCAGCAGCAGCAGCAGCUGCAGCAUCCACACCACAGCCCCCACCACAACCCACCAUCGCCCUCACCCUCCCACGCCAGCAUGAGGGGCACAUCAGAGCGCUCUGCACGAGAACAACAACAGCCCAACUACUGGAGCUUUAAGAGCCGCAGCCCACGCCACUCCCAGUCUACCCAGUCUGGUCUUGCCGACCAGGCCGCCAAGCUCUCCUUUGCCUCCGCUGAAUCCUUGGAGACCAUGUCGGAAGCUGACAUUCCCAUUGGGUUCAACCGGAUGAACCGAUUUCGCCAGAGUCUGCCGCUGUCCCGCUCAGCCAGCCAGAAUAAACUACGAUCCCCAGAUGAGUUUUCAGGCGUGCUGUUCCUGCAGUACGGAGAUGAGACGCGUCGGGUGCACAUCACCCACGAGCUCACCAGCCUGGACACGCUGCACGCUCUCAUCGUACACAUGUUCCCUCAGAAGCUGACAGCAGGUAUGCUAAAGUCACCCAACACAGCCAUCCUGAUCAAGGACGAGGCCCGUAAUGUCUUCUACGAGCUGGAGGAUGUCCGGGACAUUCAGGAUCGCAGCAUCAUCAAGAUUUACCGCAAAGAACCCAUCUAUGCUUCUUAUCCUGCUGCUGCACACCUGGCCAACGGGGACCUGAGGAGGGAAAUGGUGUAUUCUUCCCGCGACUCCUCCCCGACACGCCGCCUCAACACCCUUCCUUCCUCCACCGCCUCAGCAUCCUCUGGGUCUCCUUCCCGCUCACGCCUCUCCUACAGCGGGGGCCGCCCUCCAUCCUUCAGUGGAUCCCAUCCCCAGCAUGAGCAGCCCCGACACCCCCACCAUCCCUCAGCCAGCCAUGGUGCCAACGCAGGCCUGUCUCCUUCACCCAGUGCCAUCCUGGAGCGCCGCGAUGUCAAACCUGAUGAAGAAGUUUCUGCAAAAAACAUGGCACUGAUGAAAAACGAGGGCUUGUAUGCCGAUCCCUACAGCUUGAUGCACGAGGGCCGCCUCAGCAUCGCCUCCACCCAGUCGUUAGCUGCGAUCGGAGACCCCUUUAGCUUCCCUGUUUCCACUGGCCUGUACCGGCGUGGCUCUGUGCGCUCUCUCAGCACCUACUCAGCUGCUGCUCUCCAGGGGGACCUGGAGGACUCUCUCUACAAGCCUGGAGGUUCGCUAUACUCAGACACAUACUCCUCAGCCACUCUGGGCAUGGGUUUUCGCAUGCCACCCUCAUCCCCACAGAAAAUCCCUGACAUGCAGCUGAGGGACAGGGACUCUUAUUCCAGCUCACCCAGAGCUUCUCCUGUCAGACAGAGUUUCCGCAAGGACUCUGCCUCCUCCUCUGUGUUUGUGGAGAGCCCGAAGUCCAGGCCCAGUUCCGGUUCUGACCCUCUGUGUCUAACAGCUGGACCUGGUGAGGGCAGCCGUGGCACAUCUGGUUUUGGGUCUUCAUUAUCUGGGCAAGAUUCUGACAGUAGCAGGGAUCACCGCCUGGAGCGUAUGGAGGCCAUGGAGAAGCAGAUAGCCAGCCUGACUGGCCUCGUCCAGAGUGUGCUGACCAGAGCACCAGACAGUGACAGCACAUGCGGCCUGCUGCGUCUCUGCAUGAUGGCGGGCUGCCCUCCGGACCAAGGGACGGAGUUUUCACGGCCAUUACCUUUCUCUUCCAGCGAGAAGACCGAAACCAACAGUGAUGGCUCCGCCACUGGAACAAAUACACCGUCGGCACCUCUAGCUCUGAUGCCACCGCCACCUUCUAACUCAAUCCAGGUGAACAGUGUUGGUCGCUUGCAGAUGCAGCUCCAUCUGCACGGUCUGCAGCAAAAUGCCAGCGACCUCCGCAAACAGCUCAACCAGCUACGCAAGAUCCAGCUGGAGAACCAGGAUUCAGUGCGAAUGCUGCUGAAACGGACAGAGGCCGAGCUCAAUGUGCGCGUGGCUGACGCCCUGAGGAAGCAGGAGGAUCCUCUGCAGAGGCAGCGCCUCCUGGUGGAAGAAGAGAGACUCAAGUAUCUCAAUGAGGAGGAGCUCAUCAUCCAGCAACUCCACGACCUGGAGAAGUCAGUGGAGGAGAUCCAGAAGGAGUCGUCUGUCAACCACAAGCUGGUGACAGUGCAGGAGCUGGAGGAGAAGUCCGCUCUUCUGAGAAAGCUGGGAGAGACACUCACAGAGCUGAAAAAUCAAUUCCCAGGUCUGCAGAGCAAGAUGCGGGUGGUGCUCCGGGUGGAAGUGGAGGCUGUUAAAUUCCUGAAAGAAGAGCCACACAGACUUGAUGCCCUGUUAAAACGCUGCAAGACUAUAACUGACACCCUUGCUACCAUGCGCAAACAAGCGAAUGAGGGGGUAUGGAGGAAGCAAGAGGACUUCACUAGUUCAUCAUCGAAGCACAGCGAGGACUUGCGAAAGUUUUCAGACUUUGAAAUCCCUACCAGCCCGCCGCUCGCCAUCAAUGACCUUGGGGGAGGCAACAGUUUGUCCAACUGGAGCCCUCACUCCAGCCUCAGCCGUGGACAUGGUAACCAACCCGGCCCUCACAAGGAUAAUCAUCCUCCUGUUCCCCACAAGGGCAAAGCGCUAGAAGAGCUUGAGCGCCGUGCCGCUGCUGACAAAGCUUUGUCGAUGGAAGUCCGACUGGCAGCGGAGCGGGACUGGGAGGAAAAGCGGGCCAGUCUAACCCAGUACAGUGCUCAGGACAUCAACCGUCUGUUGGAGGAGACUCAGGCUGAGCUAAUGAAAGCUAUUCCAGAUUUGGACUUUGCUGCCAAGCAGAUUAAGCCCUCCUCCAACACACCAUCAACACAGACCCCCCAAAGUGGGGCAGCAACUCCAGAGCACCGUGCCAACAAGCCCCAGCACAAGCUUUCUGGGAAAGAGGGAGGAUCCAGGCGUGGCUCUGAUGAGCUGACAGUACCUCGGUAUCGCACAGAGAAACCCUCCAAGUCACCUCCACCUCCACCACCUAGACGCAGUUUCCCUUCAUCUCCAGGAGUGACCACUCGCAGUGGGGAGCCACUAAUUCCUGGAAAAAGCAUAAAGAAGUCUGAAUCUGAAGAGACAGAGGGGCAGAAACCUCACAUAAAACUGAGGAGGACCGUGUCUGAAAACCCUCGUCCUUCAUCAACACCUCCCACACUGGUUUCUGAAAACAAGGAGGAGGGAGAGGAGGAGAAGAUUGCUGCUGAAUUGGAGCUAUUUGAGAGAGUCCCAGUCAGGCUCUCUAUGUCAGCUCCCCUUUCCCUGCUAGUUAGCCCAAAAAGUGUACCCCUCUCCAAACUGGACCUGUGGCCUCCUGAGGCCCCAGGCAGUGAGGCAGGGUACUUGUCUCCUGUCCCCCACAUCGUGUUGACAGAGUGCUGUCCGGCUUUGCUCACAAAUUCAGAGGACCCUAUCAGAGAUUUAGGGAAUGACCUUGUGGAGGAGACGCCAUCACAAGAUUGGACUGGUUAUCAAUCAAUCUAUAAGACUAUGAUUUCAUGGGAAACGCAUUCAGGGGGUCCUCCUCAUCGAGAACAGUGUUUGGAUAGCAAAUUCAAACAGGAAGUUGCCCUGCUGGUGACAGAUCUGGACAUGAGAGCGGUGUCUCUUCUUGAGGCCCAAGAGCUCAGUGAGACUAAAAGAAAUGUUCUUCACACUCUAACCAUCUCUCCGCAGACUAAAGAACUCUCUGAGGUUCAGCUGAGUCACCGGCCUCUCUUAGUGCUCUUCGAGGAAGGAAAAACUGUCAAAGAGGCCUACCAACUGCUCUAUUCCCUUUUGGAUUCAUUCAAAUUAAAAUCCUCCCAUGCCCCAGGCCAGCAGACGUCUCUAGUGGAGGCUCUGAGGAGGGGGAUAGAGACAGGGGCUGGCAUACUGACAUUUCACCACAAAACUAAAAUUAGGAUAAUACCUGAGAUGCAGCAGAGCUCAGUAAGCCGUACUCUUGACUCUACUGGGUCAUUUAGCUCUGUGGACACUCAGAGGAGAAUAGAAGAUGUCCGACGCAGCACCUACAAGAGGCUGGACAGCUUGGAGGAGACUAUUCGGGAGCUCGAGAACACAUUCAUAGAGAUUAGUGGCCAUGCUACCACAGAGCAGAUGUCCACUGAGCCAAUCAUCAGAAGUGCAGCUGUACAGAUGACUGGUAGUCCAACUUCCAAGAUGAAGAAGCCACCACCCCCGCCCAAGCCAUCUUCUUUGAAUCCAGCAUCAAUCCAGGGAGGAACUCAUUCCAGUGUUGGAAAGGUUCUCAACUCCUCAGCCGCCUCCAAGCUGAAGCACCUGCAGCAGAACAGCACAGAAAAGACUAAAAGUGGCAAAAGAGAGGACUUCAUGAAGAUCCAGGGCCAGCAACAGCACAGUGUAAAUGGACUCACGGUUUUCUUCUUCACGGACAAGUUUCCUACUCCGAUCUGGUUCCUUAGUUCCUCUGCAGUUCUCCCACAAAGUCAUACUGCCACCUUCCCAGAUAGAGUGCACAGGCCUCCCCUCCCACCAGCUACCUGCUAUAAGCUGAUGUGGUCUGGAUGUAGUUGCUGACAAUACCAUUCUCACAUACCCUCACUCAGUGGGUUGUUAGUGGCAUAGUUAAAAUAUCUAGACUGUGACUCUGAUCAUAUAAAAAAUAGAGCUGCAGUAAUCACCAAGUGAGUCUAGUAGUUGUGUGUGUUCAGGAUAGUAUUGUUUUGACUUAAUCUGCAUCACCUGACAGAAUGUGAUUCUGCUCAGAAGAGUUAAAAAAAAAAAAAAAAAAAGACCGAGGUUAUGAAUGAGGUUUCAAGCUGUUUAGUGUUAAAAGGGCAUUUGUGGCUUUUCUUGCGUCGCCUGUUUUAAACUAAACUGGUGCUAUAUUUUCCCCUCUGUUUGUACAAGCUGUGAGCUUACACAAUUGUUUCUCACUCUCCUGUCUCGACUUCAUGUUGCAUUUAAAUCUACACAUACAACCCUACAAAUGAAAGGCUUGCAUCAGCAAUUAGGGGCAAUUAAAGCGAUCUUUAAGUGGAAAAUUGGAAAUCGCAACCUAUUCACAGGAGUGCGCAGACAGCAGCACUCCUGAAAUAGCACAAUUCUUUUUUUUAAAGAAACAACAAAGAGGCACAGUUACACAAACGGAAGGGGAAAGUGCAAACGAUGAAUUGUAUACAAAUGUUGCGUUUCAUAUGUGUGUACUAGCUAGUUAAUUAUGACAAUCAGGAUGUUUCCACAGUAGCAUCUUACAGGUUGGCAUUUACAGCGCCUGACAUCACAACCCAUCCCAAAGACUCAAGCGCACACGCUGACGAGCAACACACAAAACACAUGCACUUGACAAAAACAAUCUGUACAGCACAGACGCGACUAUUUUGGUUUUCUUUCAGUCAGCUUCAUGUGAUGACUCAUGCUAAGUCACAUCUGUUGCACCAGUUAUAAAGAGCACUCUGGUAAAAUAUGCCGUAUUCACCGGAACUUGAUCUCCCCUUACAGAUCUACAGACGGAUGGAUGCUUUCUUUUGAGCUACUUUUGAAGUUCCAAUCAAUUCAAAGUUUAGACCUUAUUGUAAAAUAUACAGUAAGGCCUAAACAAGACAAAAUUAGAUUUUACUGAAGUGAGCUGAUGACCCAUAACGCCUCCAACUGAGUCUGAAAUUAUCAAUGGCGUGCGAGGAGAAUAUAAAAAUGUAAAUCAAGCACAGUUGCCCCUCAAACAAAAAAAAAAAUCCCAACUUUUCAUUUUAACCUCGUAAUUCCAGUUAAUUAUGACAAGCACAAAGGUCAAAGCGUUACCCUCAUAUUUGAUAUGCUGCACAUCAGAUUAUAAGCAUUGCUUUGGUUGGGUUACCUGCAUUUUGAAGCAGGUAACAUUUUAGUGUUUCUCAAUGACAGAAGCUCAAGUUAGGAUUAUUUUCAAGCACAUCAAAGGCCCGUCGGUGUAAACCCUGCACAAGAAACCUUUUGGAAGCUGCCUGUCCUGUGUGUUUGCCUCAAGGCAGCCUGCUGGGGAGGUGAAGUAGUUGAAUGGACCGUAACCGACAAAGUGAUUCUUCUCAGUAGUUCUCCAGCAUGACUGUGUGAAAUCGAUGCUUUGUGGCAUUGAGGUUUAAAACAUGUGAAAAGGGGCUCAUGUCAAAGAGUAGGCAGCUUUAGGAGAGGGGAUUAGUUUGGGGACAUGUGUUUGAAGGAUACUUUAAUAAGGCCGGCUUUGACUCGUCCCGUCUCUAUUGAGAGUGCUUGUGAUAUAAAAGACCCAAAGAGAUGAGAGGAAGGGUCUGACAGCUAGAGGGCACUUCUUCCCCUUGCCCAUUUAACUUUGCCUUGUCUUUGGCGUGGAGCAUCUCUAAGAAUAAAAAGUGCUCAGCUGAGGUUAUCCAAUAGCAAAGUGUGAUGAGCCUCAAUUAUGAACAAUAUGUGCAAUAUGUAAUUAGCACUCUUGCAAUUUUACCAAGGCAGUGCUCUUUGCCUUUGACAUACUCCUGCCUGCUUCUCUACAAGGACCUGUAACCAUGUUUUUCCCCAGUGCCUCUAAGACGUUGCUCCUGCCAGAAUCCCCCAAAUGAUCUUGUAUUACAGAAGUAGAUCAGCAGCAAUGACAGAAUAACACUUUUACCCAAAGAAGAAGCUGUGAGAACUGGCUCGUUUCCUUUUUUUCGCAGAUAAAAGAAAACAGUACUUGAAAUGCACUGUGUCAGGUUGCAGCGGUGGCAUUUGACUAAACACUCCCCAGCUCUAACAGUGUGCGCAACUGCAAGCUCACAGCACAGCAAAUUAAGUCUCACCCCUGGGUGCUCUGUAGCUCUGCCAGGCAGGUUCAAGCCCUGGGUUUCAUAUUGAGUGAAGUCAAAUGAAAGAAAUUCACUUACUCAUGCUGUUCAACACUCAAAUCCAUAACUCUCCAAGUUAAAUUUGCUGCAUUUGCGUCUGGUGAGCGCUGGGGAGGAAGUAUGCACGCUUGGCUGCAUUUCCCCAACUAAAGUCUGAGAUGAAACCCUCCAAGAAUUGCGUGACAGUGCUCUCUGGACUUUUUUUUUUUUUUUUCUCAAGACAAGUGUUAGUGCGCUGUGAUUUCAACAUGGCUGGAGGUUAAAAGGACAUGUUGAAAAAACUCACAGUAGAUGCCUCUGGCAAUCAGAAAAACUCAUGCAAACUUGAAGUGAAACACAGAAGAAAUAUACAUAUAUAAAUAUAUCUAAGUGAGAAGUUUGUGUAUGAUAUUA
Molecule: messenger RNA, 7488 nt
Organism: Archocentrus centrarchus (flier cichlid)
Lineage: Eukaryota; Metazoa; Chordata; Actinopteri; Cichliformes; Cichlidae
Gene: srcin1a
Product: SRC kinase signaling inhibitor 1a
Exons: 22
Coding region: 35-4837 (1600 amino acids)
Biological process (GO): regulation of dendritic spine morphogenesis
Cellular component (GO): cytoplasm; actin cytoskeleton; postsynaptic density
Source: RefSeq, a predicted model, not a curated record